Molecule: messenger RNA, 531 nt
Organism: Ascochyta rabiei
Lineage: Eukaryota; Fungi; Ascomycota; Dothideomycetes; Pleosporales; Didymellaceae
Product: 4a-hydroxytetrahydrobiopterin dehydratase
Exons: 2
Coding region: 1-531 (176 amino acids)
Biological process (GO): tetrahydrobiopterin biosynthetic process
Molecular function (GO): 4-alpha-hydroxytetrahydrobiopterin dehydratase activity
Source: RefSeq, a predicted model, not a curated record
AUGAAGACGACCCCUAGCCGCCUUGUCAAAGCACUGCCAUCCUACAAGCCGCAGCUGACCCCAGCUAUCUGCUGGGCUGCUCCAAUCCAGUGCAGGCUGACUCCAGGCUGGUACAGUCUUGGAUCAUCGACCGGGCCUUUACGGUCCAUUUCGACCUCCCGCGCUCUAGCCAUGGCUGACAGCACUUCUGCACAACCCCCAGCAGCCCCCAGCACAAUCUACUUCUCCGCAAACCAGCCCGCAGACCUGCCCGCCCGUGCCUCCAAGCUAAUCCCCACCUGGGAGCUGACGCCCUCGCGCAAAGGUCUGCGACGAGACUUCCAGUUCAAGACCUUCGAUCUCGCGUGGCAGUUCAUGGACGCCGUGGCACAGGAAUGCAAGGUCCAGCGGCACCACCCGGAGUGGUCGAAUCUGUACAAUCGCGUCACGGUGGAGUGGACGACGCACCGGCCCGAGGGGCUGAGCGUCAAGGAUGUGGAUAUGGCCGAGUUCUGCGAUAGGGUUGCGGGCGAGAUUGGGUUGAAAGCCUGA